CUAGGUGUGAGUACUGUCGACUCGUUUGCAUCUGCGCCUCAUUUGCAGAGGACGGCAUCUGUACUUAUAAAGUCUGGGUACUCAGUCGCCUUUCGACAGUACCACGAGUUCCACAUCCCAUUGCGAUCACUUAGCGAAACGACCUGCGAACCACCCGACUUCAACAUGGCACCGUUGUCAAAUCUUACAACAUCCACCCUCGCACUCUCGGCCACAAGCCCAUCGCCGACCCACAUCCAACCGUCAAAUCUUCCGACUCUUUAUGUACCAGACACGAAAGCGCGGAAUGCCGUCAUUUUCGGUACGAUUGCUACAGUGCUCACAAUCAUCGGGAUUGUCAUCGCGGGUGCAACUCUCCGUAUUGCGUACCAGACUCGUCGUGUGGACAACGAUCCAGGCUCUAAUAGUGCUGAGACUGGAGGCACAGAUAUGGACAUGGAAAUGGCCUCCAUUGAUGACAGCCACGCCUUGUCUCAGACAUUCACUGUGGACAGUACCGUCGGACGGAGCGAGCCUUGAUGCCUUGGCUUGGUCCAGGUAUGUCACCCUUCUUCCAUACUUGAAAGCUCCACUGACAUGCAUUCAGACUCGGUGCAAUUAUGUGCGUGAGCUUUGCCGAUUAGCCACGAUAGCGGCAAAUGUUAUCACCGGGUGCCACAUCGCCAUGCCAAUCCCGCGAUGUAUUUCGAACGAACUGUAAGCUAAGGAUGAGGGAAUAAAAGGCUUUAGCUUAGCAAUACGAUUUGGGGGUGUUCUCACUCGGCAUGGUUGCUCCCCUGCGGAGUUCAAUCGAGACAUCUCCGGACGUUGUUUACUAUCAAAUGAAUAAUCUUCCACUAUUGCUCUACAUUGCGGACUUGUCGUCAAAACGCUCCGGCCAGGGUCUUCAGCACGAAGCCUACGGCAAACCGGCCACCAGGAUAUCUAUCGUUCGAACUUCAUGCACUACGCGCGAAGCAUACGUGUUAGUUAUCGACUGAUAGGCCAACUCAUCUAUCAGCCACAUCUCCACAGCAAAUACUC
This is a messenger RNA of Paraphaeosphaeria sporulosa, 1023 nucleotides long. RefSeq lists its product as uncharacterized. The record is from RefSeq and is a predicted model, not a curated record. The coding region runs from base 263 to 700 and encodes 145 amino acids. The transcript has a single exon. Lineage: Eukaryota; Fungi; Ascomycota; Dothideomycetes; Pleosporales; Didymosphaeriaceae.